This is a messenger RNA of Gryllus bimaculatus (two-spotted cricket), 3055 nucleotides long. NCBI's taxonomy places the organism in Eukaryota, Metazoa, Arthropoda, Insecta, Orthoptera, Gryllidae. The record is from the annotation of a GenBank genome assembly.
AUGCGAAUAGAUGUCAAUAGUCUUUUUUUUUUUUCAGAAUUAUCUCAAAGUUACGGACAGCCUCAGCCUCCAUAUCCAAAGCAAGAAGGCUACCCUCCUCAACCAGGCGGUUAUCCUCCUACUGGAGCCUCAGCACCACCACCACAACAAGGAUAUCCAUAUCCAAACUACCCAUCCCCUCCUCCACCUUACGAAGGAUCCAAUCCAGCUUUUGCUCCUCCAGCUCCAGGGUUUGCCUCUCCUCAGUCCGGCAUGUAUGGAACGGCUUAUGGUGACGAACCUCUCACCCACAACAGCGGAGAAACUGGCCCAUUUGAGUUCUCGGAGAAAACUAUUCGUCAUGGAUUUAUCCGGAAGGUGUACAGCAUCCUCAUGCUUCAACUGCUCGUUUCACUGAGUUUUAUUGCUCUCUUCACCUUUCAUAAUGGAACCAAGAAUUAUGUGAGGGGACAUCCUGAGAUGGUGUGGAUUGCAUUUGUUAUUGUUUUGGUGACGCUUAUUGCCAUGUCCUGCUGCACUAACGUCCGCCGAAAGGCUCCUAUGAAUUUCAUCUUUCUGUUUGUCUUCACGUUAGCAGAAAGUUUGAUUCUUGGAGUUAUUUCCAGCACUUACAAUCCAGAUGCAGUUCUGAUGGCUGUUGGACUUUGUGCAGCUGUGUGCUUUGGACUAACCCUCUUUGCUUUCCAAACCAAAUGGGACUUCACUGUAAUGGGUGGGGUUCUAUUUGUUGCUGUAAUCAUAUUGUUCCUGUUUGGUAUUGUUGCAGCUAUACUCCCUGGUAGCAAGACACUUACCUUGGUCUAUGCAUCUCUUGGUGCACUUGUUUUCUGUGUGUAUCUUGUUUAUGACACCCAGAUGAUGAUGGGAGGAAAACACAAGUACUCGAUCUCCCCAGAAGAAUACAUCUUUGCUGCAUUGAGCUUGUAUUUGGAUGUUAUUAAUAUCUUUCUGUACCUUCUCACAAUCAUUGGCAUUGCACGUGACUAAUAAGAAUAUUUGUUGUCUUUUCUGGUCAUUUAUUUUCUAAGAUAUACAUAUAUUCGUCCAAGUGGCUGAACCAGUGUAAGGUCAUAGUGUUUCUAUUCCUAACCAUUUUGGUUCCCUACUAUUUCAAUAAAAAAUGCAUAACAUUUGUGUAAUGUUCAUGAUUUGUCAUGUCAAGAAACAACCUACAGAAUUUAAAUAAAUAAUUUUAAUUUUGUUUUCCAAGUAUAUUUAUUUGAUCUUCAAUUUUAGAAAUAGUAGCGUUUGUUUAAUACAACUCUUUUGUACAACGCCUUCUCACAGUCUGCGUUGAAUUAAUCAUAACUACACCACUGGAUAAAAUGUGAUUGUUAUAGAAUAUGUUAACUAUUUUCUUUAAUCAGUAUAUAAAUGUUGAUUACUUUAAUGACAGUAUUUCUUUCCUGCUGUUUGACCAGUUUCUUGCAUUGAUCUCCUACCAACUUUGUUUGCACAUUAAAAACAAGCAUACUUUGUGCAGAGCUUAAAUGUAUCAUAAAAGUGAGAGGAUCUGUAUAAAUAUUAACAAGUUUUACAUACAUGCACAUUGUUUCACUGAAGUAUGCAUGUUUUGUAAGCUCUUAGAAGUUUAGAUCAAGUUAUGAAUGACUGAGAAAAAUGCUAUUACCUUCAAUUGAGCUCUAUCAGGCAAUUGUUGUUUCAGGCAGAAAGCAGAGCAUAGACAUAUAAUUGAUUAUAGAGAAUACAUGUUUAGUUUGGCAAAAUCUGUACUGAAAAAAUUAACAAACUUGAAGUCUCAUAGACUGAAAAAAUUGCCUUUCAGAAAUUUCACAAAGUAGGCACUGUUUUGAAAGUCAGUGCUCCAUGCAUGCCAAUUUUUAUCAUUGAGAAAAACAUACUUCACCAGCUUUUGUCUCUAUAUAAAUAUAAUUGUGUAAAUCAUGAUAUAUUAUGGCAAAUUCAUUUUAUACAUUAGUCACAUUCCUAUCUUCAAAAAUCUAGAAGUUGUGAGAGCAAAAUUGUUAUCAAUUGAAUUGGUAACAUUUGUUCAUGCUAGCUUUAUAACACUUGACAACGUUGUGUUGCUGUUGUAGUGGGCAGUACUGUUGUAUAACCAUGGCUGUUGUCGAAGAAAUGUUAAACAAGAGAUUAGUGAGAACCAUUUGAGAGUGAUAAUAAUGUGCUGUCAAGUUGGAAAUCACUUGGAUUUCUCUCCCUGACAAGUAAAAUGUAUUUUCUGACUGAUAGAGGGAUCAUUUCUUAAGCAAAUAAAUACAUAAAUUUUCAUGUAGUGUGUGGUUAGAUCAUAGUCUAGUUGUGUACCAUAUACACAAGUUCAUGGACAUGUAUUUAAGGCAAACGAGGAUAAUUAAAGAAUUCUGUGUUGUAGAAUGUAAUAUUUAAAAGCAGAACACUAAUGCAUUGUUAAUUAAUCUGUAGGCGUAAUGUGCAAGCAAAAAAUGGAUUGUAUGAGUUGUGUAAUGUGGAUUGAUGAAUCUUUUGAGAUCUUUCUAAAACAUUCUAUUGAAUAUAAACUAUAUUGCCUGUUUGCACAAUGGAAACUGUGAAAAACAGGGUUGUUGCAGUUCUUGCAAGUAGAUGAUGGAAUUAAAUCCAGAUGUAUUGGUAUUGGCUGGGUCUUAAUAAAAAUUUGAAAAAAAAGGUAGUUAUUAACAUUGUUGCUCUUUUGGGAUUUAUUUUUAUUUCAUUAGAUUCUUAGUAAUUUAAAAGAUGAGAGAAAGCAAGAGUACAGAUUGUGAAUAAUUCUGAUGUGUAUUUGUGUGAAAUAUAUAAGACUUGUCAGACAGCAGAGGCUUUGCUCUGAUGGAAAGCACUAACAUCAGAGUAUGUAAGUUUUGAAGAACAUUUUAGAGUUUAAAGUGAAUUAGGUAAUUGCUUCAUUACAAUAUUUUUAUGUACCUAUCUUUAAGUAUAUACUCUAAUGAAUGUAUUGUUACUGAAUUGUGACUAUGUUACAAAACAAUCAUUAUUUAUGUCUCAUAAGUCUGAACUUAAUGUAAAUAAAAUGUAUUUGUACUGGUCAUCUUUUUCUUCUGUUUCCUUUCAUUUCAUCCUGACUGGAAAGUUAUUC